GCAUGCGAUUUGAAUCUAAGUGCAAGUCAAGCGACAAGUCUGCACGCUACAUUGACCUUUGGAAUGACCGUAGGAGCAUUUUUAUUUGGAAUAUUAAUCGACGCAAGUGGACGUAAAGGAUCAAUUCCUGUUACCAUGAUCAUCGUGUUUUGUGCUUCGAUCGUUUUGUCCUUCGCUCAAACCGUUUUCCUGAUACACUUAUCGAUGUUUAUGCUUGGAUUAGGAUUAGCUGGUAAUAACGUGGUUUUAAGAGUCUAUUUGAUCGAAUUGUUGCCAAUGAAACAUAGAGGCAGUUGCAUGGUUAUUUUGGAUGUGACAGAAGUUAUCGGCUACACGACAGCUUUAGGUGUUUCAUGGUUAAUAAUACCAUCGAUCGUGCAACUUCAAUACAAACGAUUUCGACCAAAUUCUUGGCGAGUCCUUACAGGAUUAGGAGGCAUCCCAAACCUGCUGUUGGCUUGUGUGGUCAGUUUGUUACCGCCAAGCCCUAGGUACUUGCUUCAUCGUCGUCGCCAGGAAGAAGCACUCGCAGUCCUUCAGCAGAUGUAUGCAAUUAAUAACUCGAAGCAUGCCGACACCUAUCCAAUACGCAAUUUCGACAACUGCGUCGAACCCGUUGGUGAUGACGAGGACGAGCGAUACGAUAUAAACAAUUUCGCUCACACAAUACUAGUGUUCUGUGCGAAGUCGUCUAAACAAAUUCGAAAGUUACUUAAAACUCGCUUUAAACGCACUACAAUACUGGGGAUUUUCAUUAGUUUCCUACAAAUUCCCGGAAUCGCAUGGAUGGCGUUGUGGAACACUCGUUUACUUCAGGAAAUGGGAAAAUUUGAAAGUGGAGCAGGAAUAAAUUCAACGUGUACUAUCGCCGUGCAGAGUAUGGCACUGGGGUUUUUGCACGACUGCCGAGAAGUCGAUUCCGAUAGUUUCAGGCUUCUUUUGUAUCUAUCCUUGAGCUACAUAAUCGCAGAAGUCUUUUUGCUGGCUGGAGUCGACGUUGUCGGUAGAAAACUAUUCCUAGUGUUCGCAGGAGUAAUCGGUGCAACAGCGUCGCUUGUCUUAUUAUUUGCUGUUCAUAGUAUAGCGAGAGUUGUCCUUUCCUCGAUUAUACUAGCAACGUACGUAAUUGGCCGCACAACGACAUUGCUGCUCUUAUUGGAAAAUUAUUCUACUGGCUUGAGAGGCACGAUGAUUGGUUUAACAAGAAUACUGCCAUAUUUGAUUGCUUCCUUUAUGAAACAAUUCUUGAACGUGCAAUGCUUUUACACUAUUAUUUUUGUGUCUGCAGUAUUUUUGGGCGCGGCUGUCGCGGGAUCGCAAAUGCCUGACUUGACUCGCUUACCAUUACAGGAAUAAUUUAUUCGCAUCUUUAUUUGUUCAAUUUUCAAAAAACUUGCAAUUGCAGUGGUACCACAAAUAUGUCAGAUGUUCGCGAAUGUUCCGCAUUGAAUACAAAAUUUUAUUUAAGAAUGUCAUUCCGAAUACGAUUUACGAGGUUCAGAAAUAAAUUACACAAUUAAAUGAAUUCGGCUGCUGAAAUUUAGAACAAUAUUAAAUCAUAAGAAGUAUCUUUAAAAAGCGAUUGAUAACUUUGCGUGCUUGUGAUGUAUACUCUUUAAAUUGAAUAAAAUAUACUUAUUCAACAUCAAAUAUACUUCAAAUAUAACUUCAAAUAUACUUAUCAACAUUCGAAUUGUUCCUCAGAAUUAAUGCAAGUGGCGAGAAUCACUGAACGAGUGAAGCCGAUCAUUCUGUAAUUAUAACAGCACUUAUGGCUUGUGAGUUACGCAUUCGCGUGUCGUCCGCUGUUGGUAGCUCGUUAUAAAUCACAUCUUAGUUUUCCUUAGAGGAAAAGAUUACAUAGCAUUAACAAUGGAGAGCGAACUGGCCAUGAAAUUUUUCCUUUCUGAAUAAUACAAUACACAUUGAUUAGAGCAGUGUUUCUCAAACGAUUGGUUACGUACGCGUUGUGGGGGAUCCACGACUUCUCAAACUAUAAAUGGUUUUCGGAAAAGCAUUUUGA
Hylaeus volcanicus is the source of this 2023-nucleotide messenger RNA. Its product is annotated as probable metabolite transport protein CsbC. The record is from RefSeq and is a predicted model, not a curated record. The coding region runs from base 64 to 1356 and encodes 430 amino acids. Gene Ontology annotation, cellular component: membrane. NCBI's taxonomy places the organism in Eukaryota, Metazoa, Arthropoda, Insecta, Hymenoptera, Colletidae. The transcript has 9 exons. Gene Ontology annotation, molecular function: transmembrane transporter activity. Gene Ontology annotation, biological process: transmembrane transport.